GUACCCUAAAACAAACCAACGGCGACGCCGACGCCGUUUUCCCAAUCAACUCGCUUCCACCUCUGCUUGUAUAGCAACAUAAAUAAAUACUAAAUAAAUACCACUUUUAUCUGAAGAUUUUUAAAAUACAAUUUUUGGAAAAUGGCUAGUUCGUCGAGAGAUACUAAUAAGGUUUGCUGUUACGCACAUCCUGACGCACCUCUAAUUGAGGAUUAUAGAGCUGGAGACAUGAUUUGUUCUGAGUGCGGUCUUGUUGUUGGGGAUCGUGUUAUUGACGUCGGUUCUGAAUGGCGAACAUUUAGCAAUGAAAAAAGUGGUGUUGAUCCUAGUCGUGUUGGUGGUCCUGAAAAUCCGCUAUUAAGUGGAGGGGAUCUUUCGACAAUAAUUGGUCCAGGAACAGGAGCUGCAUCAUUUGAUGCUUUUGGCUCGCCGAAGUAUCAAAAUAGACGUACGAUGAGCAGUUCGGACAGGUCAUUAAUAUUGGCAUUUAAAGAGAUCUCUAUGAUGGCCGAUAGAAUAAACUUGCCAAAAACUAUUGUUGACAGAGCAAAUAACUUAUUUAAGCAGGUACAUGAUGGAAAAAAUCUCAAGGGACGUUCAAAUGACGCAAAAGCAUCAGCUUGUCUUUAUAUUGCUUGCCGUCAGGAAGGAGUUCCUCGUACAUUCAAGGAAAUUUGCGCAGUUAGUAAAAUAAGCAAAAAAGAAAUAGGAAGGUGUUUCAAACUGACUCUUAAAGCUUUAGAAACCAGCGUGGAUCUAAUAACAACAGCAGACUUUAUGUCAAGAUUUUGUGCCAAUCUUGACUUGCCAAAUAUGGUUCAACGUGCUGCCACGCACAUAGCAAAGAAAGCCGUUGAAAUGGAUAUCGUGCCAGGACGAUCUCCAAUAUCCGUCGCUGCUGCUGCUAUAUAUAUGGCGUCCCAGGCUUCUGAGCACAAGAGGAGUCAAAAAGAGAUUGGAGAUAUAGCUGGAGUAGCCGAUGUUACAAUACGACAAUCAUAUAAAUUGAUGUACCCGGAAGCAGCAAAACUGUUUCCAGAGGACUUUAAAUUUACUACACCAAUUGAGCAGCUACCUCAAAUGUGAAGUUAAAUUAAUAUUAAUAAACAAAGCACUGAAGCAAAAUAUAAUAAAAAUUCAAAUAAAUUAUAUAUAACAUAAA
Molecule: messenger RNA, 1162 nt
Organism: Musca domestica (house fly)
Lineage: Eukaryota; Metazoa; Arthropoda; Insecta; Diptera; Muscidae
Gene: TfIIB
Product: transcription initiation factor IIB
Exons: 5
Coding region: 142-1086 (314 amino acids)
Biological process (GO): transcription initiation at RNA polymerase II promoter; transcription preinitiation complex assembly
Cellular component (GO): nucleus; transcription preinitiation complex
Molecular function (GO): TBP-class protein binding; RNA polymerase II general transcription initiation factor activity
Source: RefSeq, a predicted model, not a curated record